UACAUUUUAAAUGUAUAAAUUGUUAAUACAAUAUUCUGAACUCUCUCUCAAUUUCUCGUUGAAUUCAUCAAUAUGAGCUUAAUUGCGAGUUCGAUUCCCAUCCACACCAGCAUCAGCAACAAGCUUGUGAUCAAUCCACGCCGCCCUCCCGUGUUGGCGCGCGCCGCCUUCGACUUCACGCGCUACAUGGAGGAGAAGGCGGCGCGCGUGGAACGCGCCCUCGAGGCCAGCGUGCCCCUCCGCGAGCCGCGCCUGGUGCACGAGGCCAUGCGCUACUCGCUCCUGGCGGGCGGCAAGCGCGUGCGCCCCAUCCUCUGCAUCGCGGCGUGCGAGCUCGUGGGCGGGCCCGAGCGCGCCGCGAUGCCGUCCGCCUGCGCGGUGGAGAUGGUCCACACCAUGUCCCUGAUGCACGACGACCUCCCGUGCAUGGACGGCGACGACCUCCGCCGCGGCCGGCCCUCCAGCCACAGGGCCUUCAGCGAGUCCGUCGCCGUCCUCGCCGGGGACGCCCUCCUGUCCCUCUCCUUCGAGCACGUUGCGUCCGCCACGCUCGGCGUCAGCCCGGACAGGGUCGUCCGGGCCAUCGCAGAGCUCGGACGCAGCAUCGGCUCAGAGGGGCUGGUGGGAGGGCAGGUGGCGGACAUCUCUUCAGAAGGGGUGUCCGGGGUGGGGCCGGAGCGGCUGGAGUACAUCCACGUGCACAAGACGGCGGCGCUGCUGGAGGCGGCGGCGGUGAUGGGGGCGAUCGUGGGCGGCGCCGGGGAUGAGGCGGUGGAGAGGCUGAGGAGGUUCGCGCGGCGCGUGGGGCUGCUGUUUCAGGUGGUGGACGACAUUCUGGACGUGACGAGGUCGUCGGAGGAACUCGGGAAGACGGCGGGGAAGGACGUGGCGGCGGACAAGGCGACGUAUCCGAAGCUGCUGGGAUUGGAGAAAUCGAUGGAGUUGGCGGAGGAAUUGAAGAGAGAGGCGUAUGCUCAGAUGGCAUGGUUUGAUGAGGACAAGGCUGCUCCCUUGAUUGCUUUGGCUAAUUACAUUGCUUACAGAAACAAUUAAUUUGGAAAACACAUCUUAAGUUGUGAUAAUCAUACUACAUUUUUAUUUGAUGAUGAAAAUUAAAGUAGAUCACUUGUAAAAGCACGGUUGCAAUGGACACAUAUAUAAAUAUAAUGGA
Salvia hispanica is the source of this 1171-nucleotide messenger RNA. RefSeq names its product geranylgeranyl pyrophosphate synthase, chloroplastic-like. Lineage: Eukaryota; Viridiplantae; Streptophyta; Magnoliopsida; Lamiales; Lamiaceae. Gene Ontology annotation, molecular function: prenyltransferase activity. Gene Ontology annotation, biological process: isoprenoid biosynthetic process. The record is from RefSeq and is a predicted model, not a curated record.